AUGGCUGCCCCUAUAGAAGUAUGGGAAGAAAUGAUUGGCCAGCCGUGUACUAUGGCAAAUGUUCUCCAGAUGCAUAAUCAAAGGCCAGAUAUUCCAAAUGUAAGAGUAUAUCCAUGGGACUACCCCUCAUCACCAAUCCCACCAGGAGGGGCAAAACUUGUUGUCUACUACAAGCACGACGAAAACAAUCAAGAUACCAUUUGUUGGCCGGCUCCGCAAAUUAUGUAUGGCAAUAAUGCCCUGGCUCCGGCUCCGGCUCCGACUAUUGGCUAG
Miscanthus lutarioriparius is the source of this 273-nucleotide messenger RNA. The record is from the annotation of a GenBank genome assembly. Lineage: Eukaryota; Viridiplantae; Streptophyta; Magnoliopsida; Poales; Poaceae.